Molecule: messenger RNA, 876 nt
Organism: Hydra vulgaris (swiftwater hydra)
Lineage: Eukaryota; Metazoa; Cnidaria; Hydrozoa; Anthoathecata; Hydridae
Source: RefSeq, a predicted model, not a curated record
AUGGUUUCCUUGAACGGCUAUGACUACUGGGAAAAUACUCUUAAAUCUGGCAGAGGGUUUUCAAAGCACGAGUGUAGCGAGGCCCAUAAAGAAGCAACCGAACGUUUGAUAACAACACCUAAAACAUGUACGGAUAUUGGAGAAUUUGUUGAUACCAAUAUGACUUUUGGAACACGAGCAAACUUGGUUGAAAAAGAUGUAACUGUUGACAAAAAAAACUUUGCAGCAGAUCGAGGCAGAAAGAGCAAGAACUGGGAAGAUUUAGGUGAUAGAAGCAGAAGAUCUAAGGUUGCCAAAUUGGCUGAACAUCCUGCUGAAGCAUUGGCAUUAGCUUCAAUUAAAAAAGCCACUAGAGAUCCUACCGAAAAAGAUUUCGUUGUUCUCAUGAAAAGUGCAACAAACUCUGAAAAAAAUAAUAUCACGGAGAUAAAUUUUUCGAUAAAAAUUAAAACCGAAGAUGCCUUGAGCUUAAAAGUUCAGUGUGACCUUUCUGAUGAGCAGUAUCAAAUUAUUAGAAAUCCAUCAAUAAUACAUAAUGCAGAUAUUUAUCCUUCACUUCACGAAAUUAAGAGUGAGAGACACAAGUGUUAUCCUGAGGGUUUAAUUGUGACAGAAACAUCUGCUUCAACUCCUCUUCAGGGUAUGUUUAAUCAUACUCUGACAAGAAUAUUAACUUUUACAGAAUGCCAAGACUCUAUGAGAAUGUUUGCAGAAGUUGGGGGGAAGUUUAAAGGUGUACUUCACUUUCAAGGUGGCUUUGAUGUAGCCUCUAGUCAAAGUGUCUAUAAACAAAAAUAUACUGAUACAAAUAUUGGUGAGGCCCAAGUUAACAAGCAAAGUCUUUUCCAGACAGCUAUUGUUCCACUUAAGUUUUAA